AUGUUCUACCGACAGUGCUCACGACUAGUCUCCUCCCGGACUGCCGUCCCCUUGACCUCAUAUCUCUCCCGUGUUAGGCCGUAUUCCUCGGCAUCGGGAUAUGAGCACAUCCUCACGUCCAGUCCCAAGCCGGGUGUGGGGUUGAUCACAUUGAACCGCCCUAAAGCCCUUAAUGCGCUUUCCAGCCCUCUCUUCAAGGAGAUCAAUGAUGCUCUCUCCAAAUAUGACGAGGACAAGGAUAUCGGAGCCAUCGUUAUCACAGGGAGCGAGAAGGCUUUCGCCGCCGGUGCGGAUAUCAAGGAAAUGGCUCCCUUAACCUUCUCUGCUGCCUACAGCAACAACUUCAUUGCCCCUUGGUCCCAUCUCGCCAACAACAUCCGGAAACCCGUUAUUGCCGCGGUGUCUGGCUAUGCCCUUGGUGGUGGCUGCGAGCUCGCCCUCAUGUGUGACAUCAUCUACUGCACCGCGAACGCUACCUUCGGCCAACCAGAAAUCAAACUCGGCGUGAUUCCCGGUGCUGGCGGUUCGCAGCGCCUUACUCGCGCAGUCGGGAAGAGCAAGGCCAUGGAGCUGAUACUCACAGGAAAGAAUUUCAGCGGUAAAGAGGCGGGCGAAUGGGGUGUUGCGGCGAAGGUCGUUGAAGGGGGCAAGGAUGAGUUGCUCGAGGAGGCUGUCAAGACUGCUGAAACAAUUGCUGGGUAUAGCCGAGUUGCGGUCCUUGCUGGAAAGGAGGUGGUGAACAAGAGUCAAGAACUUUCGUUGAGGGAGGGUGUGGAAUACGAGAGGCGAUUGUUCCAUGCACUGUUCGGAAGUAAGGACCAGAAGAUUGGUAUGACAGCCUUUGCCGAGAAGAAGAAGCCUGAGUGGUCAAAUGAGUAA
Molecule: messenger RNA, 879 nt
Organism: Aspergillus alliaceus
Lineage: Eukaryota; Fungi; Ascomycota; Eurotiomycetes; Eurotiales; Aspergillaceae
Gene: echA
Product: enoyl-CoA hydratase echA
Exons: 4
Coding region: 1-879 (292 amino acids)
Biological process (GO): fatty acid beta-oxidation
Cellular component (GO): mitochondrion
Molecular function (GO): enoyl-CoA hydratase activity
Source: RefSeq, a predicted model, not a curated record